Messenger RNA from Anthonomus grandis grandis, 9487 nucleotides. RefSeq lists its product as uncharacterized. NCBI's taxonomy places the organism in Eukaryota, Metazoa, Arthropoda, Insecta, Coleoptera, Curculionidae. The record is from RefSeq and is a predicted model, not a curated record. The coding region runs from base 219 to 962 and encodes 247 amino acids. The transcript has 5 exons.
AACUGCCAAAAAAGUUCAAGGUUAAGACAAAAAUACCCACAAAAAUAAUAUAACAAUAAAUACUUUAAAAUUAAUGUUGCAGUGGAACAAGUCACUGUAACUGCUGCAAGCUACGACUAAUGCUUAGUUUAUUUAAAAAGUAAAUAAAAUUUAUAAAGUACACCAAGUUUUACAUUUUGAAAUUCUCAUUGGCUCUGGAAUAAAUAAGAAACUAUAAUAUGGUUGAAAGAUCCAUGGACCAAAUGGGUCAAAUGUUCAACAAGUUUUGCAACUUGCUGGAAAGAGAUAUCAAAGGAGUUCAUAUUGGAUGCUAUUCAGUUGCACUCAUUGGUCUAACAAUUGCUGUAAGGAAAGUGCGCCCUUUUACUAAAUUCAGAAGACCGUCUGAUAUUCCCAAUCAUUUCAUAAAAGAGCGCCGUGAGCUGAUUGGGGACGUGAAAAGAAUUGAUCCAAAUGGAGGGAUCCUUCUGGUGGACCAUCAACCAAUAGUAUCAUUGCCAUUUUUUAAGUCAGGAGAACUUCCAGUUAAAAUCUCUGGUGUUAAUAUUAAUGGCCUUGGCUUGACCUGGCUGCAUAGUGUAGUUGCUGGUCAACAGAUCAAAUUUAUUCCUGUUAAUACUGAUACCAAUACGGUAUAUUCGCAGGUUUUACUGGUAGAGAAAUCUAAAAAUAAUAAAGAAAACCUCCUUAAUGUGGGUGAAAAUUUACUAAAAAUCGGCUUCGGUCAAACUGAACCUGUUCAUCCUCCACUAUGCGAAGACCCAUUGUUCCUCACUUACUACAGACGGCUUAAGGCAGCAGAAAACUUUGCAUUAAAGAAAAAACUCGGCUUAAAAUAUUACAUAGCACCAACGAAACACGCGUUAACCAGUCUUAUCAAAAAGAUCGCAAAACCUGGUAAAAAAGCUUUGCUUACCACCAAGAAAACGAUUAAAGAAAUUCCACAUAUGUCGUCAGCAUAGCUAAGGGUUUACGUAGUAGGUGCUGAAUGUUUGUUGAUUGUGUUGCAGUGCAUUGGGGUUUAUAAUAUUUCAAAAUAUUUCUUUUUUACCAAAAAAUAUUCGAUUAAAGAAGAUUUUCAUCGUUGGUUUGGAGAUUUUUAAGAAAUGAUAACAAUAUUUCAGUUUUGGCAGAAAAGAAAGUCGCGGUAUAGUAACUCAAAUCCAUGAUAUUCUAUGAUUGAAUUACGUUAUAUGUUUUAAAAAUAUUUAUCCCAUGGAAUUUGAAUGGUAGUUAUGAAUGGUGAAUAAAUGACUAGUUCCCUAUCCUUAUAUAGUACAGUAGUUUAUUUUUGCCAUAUAUGUAUUUGUUUUUAUUGAUGACUACAAAUGAGGCGUUUGCUGCACAAGUGGCCCAAGCAUAAAAAUAAAAUUGUCGAGAUAUCGCACAUGUAAUCCAAAAGUGUCACUGUACGAAAAAUGUAAAUUUUUCAGGAGAGCAAUUUAAAGAACGAUGUUUUGGCUUUAACCAUUUUACUAAACAAAAAUGGAAAAUAAAUUCUUUUAUUUGUUUAUUUUUUAGUUUUUUGAUUGAUAGUGUCACUUUUCCAUUUAUUAUAUGCAAUAUUUUUAGAAUUUGUCAAAAUUUUUCAAACCAUAAAAUUAAAAAAAAAAUAGAAAUAUUUCGUUCUCAAUUUCGUUCCAAACAAAACAUUCGCAGCUAUCGUUGACAAGUUCAGUCAUCGUGAAAUUAAACGCAUUUAAUUUAGACUUAUAGUAAAAUGUGGAAACAUCGCCUUUAGGUAAGGGCAAAACCGUCAGUAGUAUCAGUCACCAGUCAUAGUAUGAUACAAUAAAAGUAUUCGAUACAUUUUUCUUAUCGGCUUCCUUCUCCGUUCUACUCAUGUCCUUCUCCAAAAGAUGCUGUUCAUAUUUCUCUGCGAGCUCCAACUUUCGAUUUCCUUCCGCGAUACGGUAUGAGGUGCAAAGUUUGCAUUGGUCCUUCUUUGGUACAAAGAAACUGAUAUUAUAAUCACUCUUGGAAAUUCUUUUAUAAGUAUGUACCUCUGCUGGUUGACUCCCAUUUUUUAAAUAAUCCGCUUUAUAGUCUCUAUAUAGAUCCAUUAAAUUUUUACCACCAUCUAUAAAUUCUCGAGUAGUCUGUUUCCUUAGAUAGUGGCUUUCGAUUCGGGGCACUGAAUCGAUAUGUUUUUUUAUUCCAGCGAUUUUUUCUUGACUAAUUUUUUUAUGUUUUCCGUGUUUCCCUCUCAUUUCGGAUUCCACAACACAUUGACUGGUAAGUUUUUCUAUAACCGUUCUAAUGGGUCUGUCGUUGAUGCCCAGAGUAUUCUUAAAAAAUAUUUUACAUACCCGUAUUUUUUCUGAGUCUGCCGUUAACGAAAAAGCAUGCUUUGAUUUGCGAUUACUGUUGAUCAUUUUAUACUGAUAUUUUGGACAAAUGAUAUCCAUACAUCGUGAAAUAAAAUCUCUUUAUCUUGAUAAACUAGCCAAACCCCAGUAGCUCUCAAAAAUAAUUGGUCUUUGACCUGAUAUCUUUUCUGAGCAUUUAAGACGGCAUUUCGGACCACACGGUGGACCAAUUUUCUUCGCAGCCACAACCUUCUUUGAUUUUGCUAAAGACAAAUACUGCUUACCCGAAUUUCGAAGUACUUUAGCGAGUUUCUUUUUGGAUAAUAUCAUUAGCUUUCUUCGUUUUUUUAUUGGCUCUGGUCUAUUUUCUUGGUUCGAAGUCGUUGAUUCAUUACUGGAUGACUGCUCUAUGUCUUGAGGGGGAUAAUACUCAUCAUCUUCAUGAGUUGCGUAUGGAUCUGUUUCCGUCGAAGAAGUUGUACUGCUUGAGGUUGAUGUAUUACUUGAAGAGCUACUAGACGAUGAAUCUGAAGCAGAAGAUUUUUGUACUGCAUGAGGACUUUCAUAUCGGGGUAGAGUGUCACAUCGGUUUGGAGUUUCACGUCGGGUUGGGCUUUCAUAGCGGGUUGCACUAAUGUCAUAUCGGGUUGGGGUUUCACGUUGGGUUUGGCUUUCACAUCGGGUUGGACUGGCACAUCGGGUGGGGCUUUCAUAUCGGGUUGAAUGGGCUUCUUCGUCUGACAAUAUUAUGUUGGGACGUGGUUCUAGAUUAUUACUUCCGAUAUUCAAAAUUUUAUUUUCCAAAGCAAGCCUUAAAAUUAGAUCCCUUCUUUGCAUAUUGGCCUGAAAAUAAAGAAAAAAGUACAUUGAUUUAUGCAAGUGACUGCGAAAUUUUUGCUAUAAGCAUGAUGUUAUUUUUUUAGUUUAAAUUUAUGACGAUGUACAUUAUAGGUAAACGCUAUAAAAAUUUUAUUUAUGAUUACUUAACGGACCGAAUGUGGGUUAAUGAAAAAAAAUCCUUAUGCUCCACAUAAAACUACUAAUUUUUAUGAGUAAUUUAAAAUAAAAAACAUUUCCCUAAGUUUUUUUUUUGGUACGUCAAUGCUUUGACGCAUAUAUACGUAAUUACCUACAUAUAAACUCAACCAUAUAUAUAUGCUUGUAUAUAAAUUAUUUAAAAAAUUGGACAUAAUAAAUUCCUUUAAGUGGUAAAAUAUAUACCGGAAUUACAAAAAGCACAAAAAAAUAUUAAACAGAAAAAUGACACUAAACAAAUAAUCUUUCCCUAAAAUAACCCUUUUGAGAGAAAGCCUAUGGAUAAAAUGUCUAAACAAAAGGUGUCGUUUUUGCAUUACCUUUUGCUUACCUUAUUAAAAUGGGCUAAACCGUCACUAAACAAAAAAUGCACAAGUCCUUGCGUACCCUUUGCUCUUUGCUCCGAAUUCGCGUUCCUACUGAUUACUGAUUUAAUCUCACUGUUGCCGCCACGAGCGUAUUAAUAUUGCGUAAGCCAUAAUGACACUUGCGCCAUCUAGAGGUCUCUAAUGUAAUUAUUCAAGAUAUUUUGUAUAGUGACACUUUUGGAUUACAUGUGCGAUAUAAGCAAAUUAUUAAUAUUGAUAUUUUGGAAGUUUUAAAUUUAUAUAUAUUAUAUGUAUAUUAUAUAAUAGUAGUUGUCAACUCAAUUUUCAAAAAUAAGAAUUUUACAUUUGCAUUGUUUAUAUAUUUUAAAACAUAAAAGAAAUUGUGCAACAAAAAUUUUAUUUAAACUAUAUUUUUUAUGGUAAGAAACUAAAUUUGAAAUAAUUAAUUUUAACCGCUACUAUGAAAAAAUCUUACACUGUCGAUGCAAUAAAACCAAACAAUUCUAAGAACAACUGUGGGAAUUAAUGAGGCCAGUAAAAAAAAAACGAAAUCUAUAUAAUACUCGGUGAUUUCAACGCGAAAAUAGGAAGAGACUAGAUAGAUGACAUUGUGGGAAGAUAUGGACUUUGAAUAAGGAAUGAAAUGCUCAUACGAUUCUGUAAAGAGGAAGACCUUACCAUCACGAAUACAUUCUAUCACCCAGAACAUUAUACACAUGGAAAUCCCCUCAAGAUAAAGAGAGACAAAUAAUUCGUAAUCAUAUUAAUUAAAAAUAUUCUAAAAUAGCGCCAAGAGCCGACAUCGCAUCAGAUCACAACCCAUAAUUAGGCAACUUUAGGUUUAAGGAAAAACUAGUAAGCUGCGGAACAAUAGCCAGGAAAUACAAUAUUGAUGCACUUGGCAACGCUGAAGAACGUAAUACACUAAGGGAUGAUUUAAACAAGAGGAUAUCAAACAACACACCUAUCAAGGCAACAGUGGAAUAACAUGAAAGAAAACAUGCGAGAUACGUCCAGAAAGUAGGGUUCCGUUUGGUAAUAAAAUUAAAUUGUGUACAGAUACAGGAAACAUAUUUAUUGCACAAAAAUCUACAACUCUUAAACUAUUUUUCCACACAGGUGCCGAAAUUUUGCAGGCAUUUGUCAUAGCGUGACACAAGUUUUUCUACGUCUUCUUCAUAAAAGGUUGCCGCCUGUGUCUUCAACCAGAUGGAAACAUUUUCUUUCAGCUCUUCGUCACUGUUGAAGUGUUGAUCUCCAAGGAAAUACUUAAGAUGUAAGAACAGAUUAAAAUCGCUAGGAGCGAGGUCAGGGCUGGUUUCUCGUCACAUUUGCAGUGUGUGGUUGUGCAUUGUGUUGAAGAAAAACCACACCUUUUGACAGAAAUCGUCGGCGUUUAUUCUGUAUUACGUAGCGCAAUUUGCUAAGUGUCUCGCAUUAAACAUCUGCAUUGAUUGUUUAACCUCGCGGUAAGAAAUCAAUCAGUAAGAUGCUUUUCCUGUCCCAAAACACUGUGCACAUGAAUUUUCGAAGUGUCAAGAUUUGUUUUGGCUUAACCCUUGCUGGGAAUGAAGUAUGCCUCCAUUCCAUUGAUUGCCGCUUAGUUUCAGGAGUAUCAUAAGAAACUCAAGUUUCAUCUUCUGUGACAGAAAAUAAUGAAUUAAAAACUGAAGUGCACUACCCAUCCGUUUUGUUGUGUGUUCCUCAGUAAGAAUUUUUGGUACCCAACGUGAGAAAAGUUUACGAAAUUUCAGUUUUUCGGUUACAAUUUCAUGAAUUAGUGAUCGUGAGAUUUGGGAAAAUUCCAUAGCGAGAGCACUAAUUGUAAAUUUACGCUUUUCCUUAAGCUUUUCAUCAAUCGCUCGCACCAGUUCUUCUAAAAUCAAAGGGUUCAUCAAAUCCAAUUUCAAUUUGUUUCACUUUCUUAGCAUUCAAAAAACGAAUCACAGAUCUAAUUUCACAGGUGGCGGGAUUUUCAAUCAACACCGACAUUGUAAACAAUCACAGCGGGAGCUGUUUUUAACGUUGACACGGCCUUCCCUCAAUUUGUUGUGCCACACUUUCACUUGAGUUUUUGAGGAGAGUCGAUUCCCCAAACUGAGAGUUCAAUCUAUUCCAAAUUUCGAUCGGCCCGACAUUUUCUUUCGCAAGAAACUUGAUGAUAAUGCGUUGCGCAACACGCGGAUGGAUUUUCUGUUCACUCAUCGCAAAGGAGACUAAAUUACUGAGAAGUAACAACAGUCGGUAUUACAGAAAAAUUCCUUAGGCUUCCAGCUAACACUCCACGAGAUGGCAUUUCGAUCAAUGACAUACAUAAAUUACAGUAACUAAAGGUCGAUUAAUAUUUGAUCCACCCUCGUAACUUAUGAUUUCCAAUUGCAUACUGGUAUGCUAAGGUACGAACAUCAGCAGUGAGAAGAUAGGUUUUUAACUCAAUCUCUUCUUUUCUAUUAAAAACCUGUUUCACAUUAUCGGCAGCAACAUAUAAAAAUUCUGCAGCUCCCGAAUUUCAGAAGGAUUGUACGUGUCUGAUAAGCGUAGUUUUGGAUAUGUUAUAGCAUCUUGCCGCUACCCUAAUUGAUAACUCCCCACUGAUACAUUUAUUAGCUGCCGCAAUUAAAUCCUGGGAGUUUAUAUGCGCUCUUUUUGCACCUACUUUACUUCGAGGCAUUUCAAUAUGGCUAUCUGAAAUAAGAGAAAGUCUUUUAAGGUAUACCUAUAUAAUUAAAAUAAACGUAAAAACGAUAUUAUUUUCGAUAAGAUUGUGCUUUGCAAUAAGUCAUGAACCUUCGACCGGUCCAAGGUACAUGACUUUUCAGUGACCCAAGGUACACAACGGUAUUAUAUCAGCAAUUCUUUGCUUUCUACUUUUAGGUUACGCCUUUAAGUAAAAAAUACAUUCAUUAAUAUCAAGCUUAAACAAAACAAAGGUAAAAAAACACAAAGACACGGUCUCAUCAAAUCCAUAUAAUUUCUUAAAGCUACACGUGUUUCGCUCCUAUCGGAGCAUCAUCAGGCCUAGACUUACACAGAUCAUAUUACAACAGAGUUGUAAUGUGAUCUGUGUAAGUAAAAACAUAUACAGGGUGACAAUUUCAAGAGUAGCCAUGGCUUAUAAUUUUUAAACCGUAAAAGAUAUAAAAAAAUGCUUAAAACCGUUUCUAUAGUAACAAGGGGGAACCAAAAUGAUGAAUUUUUUAGGGAUAUACUAUCAUCCCCCUAACCCCCAGAGCCACCCCCUUAAAAAUUUUAAAUUGGAAGGGUAGUCGAGUGAUACCUUGUUUGAAAGGUCUAUUAAUUCCCUAUAUUAUGCGACCCUACUUAUAAUAAUCAAUGCAUUUAUUUUAGAGUUAUGCCAAUUUUAAUAUUUUAUUAAAGGUUAUUUAAGUGUUUUUUAAUUUCUUAUAAAAUUAACAUAUUUUGAAAAUGUCAUAAAAUAUUUAACAUUUGAACAUUAGUACAAAUGGUUAAGAACUAGGAAAACACUCUGCAAUAUUGCGUUUAUUCUAUUUUUAAAACAAUAAAAAUCUGCAUUGAACUUUAAUUAUUUUAUUAAAUGCUCAAAGUGGCUUCCAUUAUUUUGCAAGCAAAAGUACAAUCUGUUUUCAAACUCUUGACGAACAUUUCUAAAAAUUCAGUUGUUAAUAAUCGGCACUCUUGUGUAAUUCUUUGUUUUAGCUCCUCAAUGGUGGCAGGCUGCGUUUUGAAAACGACCGAUUUUAGGUGACCCCAAAGAAAAAAAUCGAGAGGGGUGAGAUCUGGCGAUCUUGGCGGCCACUCAAUAGAUCCUCUUCUACCAAUCCAUUGGUCUGGAUAAUGAUUAUCUAGCCACUCUCUAACAGGCAAUACAUAAUGUGGUGGGGCCCCAUCUUGUUGAAAAUGCAAUAAAUUUUCAUCAAGAACAAGAUCUCCAUUUUCAUCCCUUUGGUUUUCCAAUUCCGUUAUUACUAAAGGCUCAACAGUUGUUUCUAACAUUUCAGCAUAAAUUUCUCCAUUUAGAUUAUCAUCAAUUAACAAUGGCCCAAUUAUAUUAUUCCCUAGAAUUCCGGCCCACACAUUUAUUUUUUGGGGAUAUUGGGUGUGCCCUUCCCUAAAAAUAUGGGGAUUCUCAUCACUCCAGUAAGUCGUCACUGAAACAAAUGUUUUUUAUAAAACGUGGCUCAUUUAUUAUUUUUUGGGUCAUUAAUUCACAAAAUUCGAUCCGCCUGUCUGGAUCGUCAUCACCAAGUUCUUGAACAAUCUGUAGCUUGUAAGGAUGGAAUUUAUUAAUUUUUAAUAUCUUUCGUACUGAUUCACGAGACACUCCUGUGGCAGCUGCUGCUUGACGAGUCGACAUACCAGGAUCCAUAACAAAAUGCCCAAGAACCUCAAUCUGAGUUGCUUCAUCCAGUAUUCUUGGCUGAUUUUUCUUUAUAUCACCUACAAACCCAGUUUCUUCAAAUUUUCUUACCAACUUCUGGAUGUAAUAAUGCCCAACCUGCUUAUCUGGGUGCCUCUCAUUAAAUAUUGUGGCACUUCUACGAAAACAGCGAUUUUGAGAACCAUAAAUAAAUAUCAUUUCAACUCUUUCGGCGAUCGUAUAAACCAUUGUAAAAAUAAAACUAGAGCAGUGAGAGAACUUUAAAUCACAAAAAGAACCACGAUAUUACUAACCAAACCAAAAAUUGAACAUUUUAAGGCAAAAUUUAAAUAAACAAAAAACAACAAAUAUUUCGAGAAUGGCAGGCAUCGAAAAUUUUCCUUUUUUUUACAUCGCCAAAUACCAUUCCGACAAUUCAAUAAUUUCAGUAUAAGUGUACUAUUUAUUGGAGUUUUGUUUUGGCUUUUAACAAUUUAACUUUUAACAAUAAAUAUUUUUAUUCUGAUAGUAAAAUGAAUUGACUAACAUUUAAAAGGACAUACAUAUCUCGAAAAUGGUUGCAUUGAUUUUAAUGAGUAAGACGGCAAAAUAUAGGGAAUUAAUAGACCUUUCAAACAAGGUAUCACUCGACUACCCUUCCAAUUUAAAAUUUUUAAGGGGGUGGCUCUGGGGGUUAGGGGGAUGAUAGUAUAUCCCUAAAAAAUUCAUCAUUUUGGUUCCCCCUUGUUACUAUAGAAACGGUUUUAAGCAUUUUUUUAUAUCUUUUACGGUUUAAAAAUUAUAAGCCAUGGCUACUCUUGAAAUUGUCACCCUGUAUAAUAAGACAUAUAUAAGUAAGAAACACGUGUAGCUUUAAGAAAUUAUAUGGAUUUGAUGAGACCGUGACUUUGUGUUUUUUUACCUUUACCUGUAGCUUAUGUUUUCGUUUGGUCUCUUAGAGAAAAAAUGGAUGAUAAGUUUCUAUCAAGCUUAAACACCUGUUUUCAAUUGUAAUAAUAAAAAUAUUUUAACAAUUUAAACGGAUGUUGACGGAUAACAAAUUGUUCAAUAAAUUACUUACCGCGAUGCAAAACACAAAACAUUGACUGUGUCUUUAAACAACCUAUUUAGACACAUCGAAGAAAUAUUAACAGUGGGUAGAAAAUAAAAUACAUUGACCUGAGGUAGAGACCGGUCCAAGGUACAACACUCUCCCCUAUACUUUUCUUGUUCUAAUGUUUCUCUUCAGUUGUGCUUAUCAGGUAAAUCUCUCUGUUUUUUUUUAAAUAAAUUUUAUUGACACUAACAAAAUAGUAACGCAUUAACAAACACUCGGUCAAAUGAGUAGUCAUUCAAAUACUAAUGCAAAACCCGCCCACAAUAGGUUGGGCCAGUCUUGCUUCAUUAUUAUCCAACCGUGUAAUGUAAAAACGAAUUGACUAUAAUUGCACCUCGUAUUUAAAUUUUGACGAAAA